This is a messenger RNA of Mirounga angustirostris (Northern elephant seal), 5126 nucleotides long. RefSeq names its product integrin subunit beta 3 (gene ITGB3). Gene Ontology annotation, biological process: cell migration; integrin-mediated signaling pathway; cell-matrix adhesion. NCBI's taxonomy places the organism in Eukaryota, Metazoa, Chordata, Mammalia, Carnivora, Phocidae. The coding region runs from base 80 to 2434 and encodes 784 amino acids. The record is from RefSeq and is a predicted model, not a curated record. The transcript has 15 exons. Gene Ontology annotation, cellular component: integrin complex; cell surface; focal adhesion. Gene Ontology annotation, molecular function: fibrinogen binding; fibronectin binding; integrin binding.
CCCCGCUCCCGCUGCGGGAAAAGUGGCCGCGGGCGCCGCCCCUCAGUGUGGGGCGGGCGCUGCGGCGGCGGCGGGCGCGAUGCGGGCGCGGCCGCUCUGGGCCGCGGUGCUGGUGCUGGGGGCGCUGGCGGGCGGCGGCGGCGGAGUGUCCAACAUCUGUACCACACGAGGUGUCCGCUCCUGCCAGCAAUGUCUGGCUGUGAGUCCCGUGUGUGCCUGGUGCUCGGAUGAGGCCCUGCCUUUGGGCACUCCCCGCUGUAAUCUGAAGGAGAAUCUGCUGAAGGAUAACUGUGCUUUGGAGUCCAUCGAGUUCCCCAUCAGUGAGGCCCACAUCCUGGAGGCCAGACCCCUCAGCGACAAGGGCUCCGGAGACAGCUCCCAGAUUACUCAAGUCACCCCUCAGAGGAUUGCACUCCGGCUUCGGCCAGAUGAUUCAAAGAAUUUCUCCAUCCAAGUCCGGCAAGUGGAGGAUUACCCUGUGGACAUCUACUACUUGAUGGACCUGUCUUACUCCAUGAAGGAUGAUCUGUCAAGCAUCCAGAACCUAGGCACCAAGCUGGCCUCCCAGAUGCACAAGCUCACCAGUAACUUGCGGAUUGGCUUCGGGGCUUUCGUGGACAAGCCCAUGUCACCAUACAUGUACAUCUCCCCACCAGAGGCCCUCAAAAACCCCUGCUAUGAUAUGAAGACAACCUGUUUGCCUAUGUUUGGCUACAAACAUGUGUUGACGCUAACUGACCAGGUGACCCGCUUCAAUGAAGAAGUGAAGAAGCAGAGUGUGUCGCGGAACCGAGAUGCCCCAGAGGGUGGCUUUGAUGCCAUCAUGCAGGCUACAGUCUGUGAUGAGAAGAUUGGCUGGAGGAACGACGCAUCCCACUUGCUGGUGUUUACCACUGAUGCCAAGACCCAUAUAGCGCUGGAUGGAAGGCUGGCAGGCAUUGUCCAGCCCAAUGAUGGGCAGUGUCACGUUGGAAGUGACAACCAUUACUCUGCCUCCACUACCAUGGAUUAUCCCUCUCUGGGGCUGAUGACCGAGAAGCUAUCCCAGAAAAACAUCAAUUUGAUCUUUGCAGUAACUGCAAAUGUAGUCAAUCUCUACCAGAACUACAGUGAGCUCAUCCCAGGGACCACAGUGGGGAUUCUGUCUACCGAUUCCAGCAAUGUCCUUCAGCUCAUCGUUGAUGCAUAUGGAAAAAUCCGCUCUAAAGUAGAGCUGGAAGUGCGUGACCUCCCUGAGGAGUUGUCUCUGUCCUUCAACGCCACCUGUCUCAACAAUGAGGUCAUCCCAGGCCUCAAGUCUUGUGUCGGACUCAAGAUUGGAGACACGGUGAGCUUCAGCAUUGAGGCCAAGGUGCGCGGCUGCCCCCAGGAGAAGGAGAAGUCCUUCACCAUCAAGCCCGUGGGCUUCAAAGACAGCCUCACCGUCCAGGUCGCCUUCGACUGUGACUGUGAAUGCCAGGCCCAGGCCGAGACUGCCAGCGACCGCUGCAACCAUGGCAAUGGGACGUUUGAGUGCGGGGUGUGCCGCUGCGGGCCUGGCUGGCUGGGAUCCCAGUGUGAGUGCUCGGAGGAGGACUACCGCCCCUCCCAGCAGGACGAGUGCAGCCCCCAGGAGGGCCAGCCCGCCUGCAGCCAGCGGGGCGAGUGUCUGUGCGGCCAGUGCGUCUGCCACAGCAGCGACUUCGGCAAGAUCACGGGCAAGUACUGCGAGUGUGAUGACUUCUCCUGUGUCCGCUACAAGGGGGAGAUGUGCUCGGGCCACGGCCAGUGCAGCUGUGGGGACUGCCUGUGUGACUCAGACUGGACUGGCUACUACUGCAAUUGUACCACGCGCACGGACACCUGCAUGUCCAGCAACGGGUUGCUGUGCAGCGGCCGUGGCAAGUGUGAGUGCGGCAGCUGCGUGUGCAUCCAGCCCGGCUCCUACGGGGACACCUGCGAGAAGUGCCCCACCUGCCCCGACGCCUGCACCUUUAAGAAGGAGUGUGUGGAGUGUAAGAAAUUUGACCGAGGAGCCCUCCAUGAGGACAAUACCUGCCACCGUUACUGUCGUGAUGAGAUCGAGUCUGUGAAGGAACUUAAGGAUACUGGGAAGGAUGCAGUGAAUUGUACAUACAAGAAUGAGGAUGACUGUGUCGUCAGAUUCCAGUACUAUGAAGACUCGAGUGGAAAGUCCAUUCUCUAUGUGGUAGAAGAGCCAGAGUGUCCCAAGGGUCCUGACAUCCUGGUGGUCCUGCUUUCAGUGAUGGGGGCCAUUUUGCUCAUUGGCCUUGCUACUCUGCUCAUCUGGAAGCUCCUCAUCACCAUCCAUGACCGGAAGGAGUUUGCUAAAUUUGAGGAAGAGAGAGCCAGAGCAAAAUGGGACACGGCCAACAACCCACUGUUCAAAGAGGCCACAUCCACCUUCACCAACAUCACCUACCGCGGCACUUAAUGACAAGGAGUCAUCCUCAGAUCACUAUCAGGCUGUCCCAGAAUUGUGGACAUCUCUGCUGUCAUGUUUACAGGGAACGAUAUCGGUGGGGCGGGAUUGGGGGCUGGGCGUGGGGUGGUUUGGAAGAACAUCAGUCUGUGGAAGUGUGGGUCUCUGUGCGUGUGUCCAUGUGAGUGUGCUGCGUGUGGGGGAAUGUGUAAUUUCAAACUUGUGGUAUGUCCUAGGUAAGCGGAGCUCCUCAGCCAUCCACAGAAUGCCUCCUUCAGGGAUUCUUCCUGCUUAACCUGAGGGUGACCGACACAGCUGAGCAGGUGUUCUACAUUACCUCAGUGAGAAGCCAGCUUUCCUUUUCUGGCCAUUUCUUCCUGAAGAGGAGGGCAGGGCUGAGCCUCUCAUUCCAGAGAAAGGGACCUUGACUCUACUAUGAGUUCAUGGUUCUUGGGCCUGACGCUCAGCAGCUCUGAUAGCAACUGCUGGGCUUGGCAGCCUUGUGUCAUCUGGGCCUUUAUCUCCUUUCCCUUCCCUCAGGCUGAAGGAGAAAUCUUGCUCAGUGGGGAGUGAGGAUGGUAGGGCCACUCAGGGGUCAUGCAUGGCCUGGAUGAAUGUGCCACGGUCCCCCAGUUCAUCAUCAUCACCCUUCAUAUUUGUCUCAUCGGCAGCUCCACGCUAGAAGUUCCUUUAGAAGAAGUGUGUCACCCUUAGACCAGCAUUGCUUCUUUACCUUCUACUUCCACACUCCCACUGCUGUAGACAUUUGCUACAUCCUGGGGAUUUCUUUCAUGACCAAACACUUUUCCUCCCAGGGAGAGUGCUGUGAUUAGAGCCAGAGGUCUGGCCCCACCCUUCAGGCCCUCCGCCCCUGGUCCAGGGCACCUGCACACACCCAACCUGGUGCUUCUGUGUGCUACAUCCAUCCAUCCAUGCGGCUGAUUGCAUUUAUCUACCUCUUGGCUGUCCUUGGGUGAAGGAAUCGUUCCCAUGGCUCUCUGAGUCUGCUGGGCAUAAAUGCCACAUUUGGAAUGCUGGGUCAGUUGUAUUGGCGUGUGUGGCCUAUUCUCCUGUGGGCUGGGCAGCCUCAUUUUAACUCAGUCUUUAAUCCGAGAGGCCAGAAGUGCAAUUUUAUUUUAUUUUUCUCAUUGGGUCACCUGAAACCAUGAUGAGGCUUGCUUAAUCUAAAGGAGUAUGUAUAUAAUCACACUUGCAUUAUAUUUGUAACUUUAUUUGGUGGUGAGGAAGAAGAGUGUUAAAAAAACAAACAAACCCACACAGACUUGGACUGGAUACAGACCCUCCCACUUGCCGUCAUUCAUAGGCAGUUGCUGCUCUGUCACUGGGUCUGUAAGGGCUCGCUCAUCCUGGAAGCCUGUGGGGAUGGACCCAGGGGCAUGCUGGGCCUUUUCUGAGGAGGUGGGAUACAGGCUGUUCUUUUUUCCUAGCCAUAGCUGUUUGCUCUGUUGGUAUUUACCUUAGUCUCACCACCCUUACCCCCAUUCCAUCAAGAAAAAGGGAAGGACCUAUAGAGAGUGGUCUGAUGAUCAGAAAAUCUAAGUCCUGGCCUCAGUGUUGCAGCUAAGGAAUCUUUAACCUUAAUUAAGGCGAGUCUCUUCUCCUUGGGGCUCAAUUUUCUACUCUGGAAAAUGAUAGGUUUGGACCAGUCACUCUAGAAGGUCUGUUUCGGUGUUGAUAUUCUAAGAUGCUGGGACUUCCCGUGGCAUCGAGCAUGGAGUUAAGAUUCUGUGAGAUGUUACUGGUUGUUGUUUUAGUUGGGAGACCUGAGAGACCUGGCUUUGGCAAGAGCAGAUGUCAUUCCACAUCACCUUUCUCAACAAAAGAGCCUCAUUCUAUUCUCUCUCAGAACCCCUUCCCCGACAUUUGUUAGCAGUUACAUCUCCUGAUGUAGCACUCAAGCUCCACUUAGCUUAUUAUUUCUUAUUUCACUUUGCACACAUUUGCAUCCAUGUAUAAGGAAAAGGCAUCUAUAAAAGUAGCUGAAAUAUGUAUUCUGUAUCUGUGGGCUAACAUUGAGAAUAAGCUUUUGGAAUUAGGAAUGGGGCAAAUGACUGAGCCUUGUCUCAUCCAUGGAUUACCCUUUACUGAAGGGUACAGUCGAGGGUUGAAUCCAAGAAGUUUCAAACCUAACUAUACCUUUUGCCUACUGAGACAAGAGUCCAUUAGAGUAGUAGUUGGAUAUUUUCUUUAGAUAAGAUGGUUUAUGUGAAGAAAUUGUAUCAAAGGAGGAAGAACAUAUUUAAAAGAUUAAAAAAAAAAUGGUAGGACUCUUGUCUGAGCUUCUGGAACAAGGCUUCUAAGCCUUUGUCUGUAUGUGGGGGAACCUGUUCACGAGAUAACGAAGUGCAGUCAGUUCUGGCCUCAUGUAGGGUGAACAUCUAAAUAGUAUUUUGGCAUUGGCACGGCCCCAAAAGGUUAUUCAUGCUCAGCUCAUCUGGAGAUAAUUUAUGUUCAAUCUCAGGGUCUGUGGACAGUAACGGGAAGCUUUGAACAUUCCUGACAAGUUGUCACAUAAGGAGUCAGUUCUUUACCUCUCAGAUAUUCUUAGACCACCCAUGAUUUCAAGAUACUUCUCUUUGUUAAGUAUUCCUGGUUGAAAUGACUUAGGUGCCUUCCUGACUUCCCAACCACCCCCUCUGUUUGAGUUGUGCAACAGUGAAUUAAAUGUGCUUUCCAAAACGAA